AGUGAUUUGCUGGGAUGGUUCCUAGAACUCAUCAAGGCCCUGUUAACUAUUACCUGCUUAGUAUAAAAGAUACAACUGAGAACAGCCAAGUGGAAGAGAACACAUGGUAUCUGGGCUCAGCACCUCAGGGUGUUUACCCCUUGGGAGCUCUUUGAAGCCCAUCAUCAUUGAUCAAGCCAUAGGCCACUGAUGAAUAAAUCAAUGUCUGCCCCUUUCUGUUGGAGGUCAGGAUGGAGCUGAAAGUUCUAACCCUUCCAUCCUGCCUUGGUCUUUCUGGUUAUCAGCUAGCCCCAUCAAGCAGCCUUCCAUGGGCUUCUAGCUGUCCAUCAUCUCAGCAUACAAGGCACUCUUCACCUCUGAGAGCCCCAGGAUCCAGAUGCCCUCAGACCAUGGAUCCACAGGAAAGAGUGUCAGUAGAGGGAAGUCCUAUGCUGUCUGGGGAUCUGAUUCCAAAUGCUUCCACUCUGCAGUGCCAUUUGUGUGACAAGACAUUCAUGAAUGCCACCUUCCUCCGGGGUCACAUCCAGCGCCGGCAUGCAGGCAUGGCAGAAGGCGGAAAACCGAAGCAGGAACAGCCCUUGGAGGAGGUGUUGGAGGACCUGCAGGCCAAGCUAAAGUGGACCCAAGGGGAGCUGGAAGCCCAGAGGGAGGCUGAGAGGCAGCGGCAGCUCCAGGAAGUGGAGAUCACUCGUCAGAGGGAAAUAGAAGCUAAGAAAAAAUUUGACGAAUGGAAAGAAAAGGAACAGAGCAAGCUUUAUGGGGAAAUAGACAAGUUAAAACAGUUAUUUUGGGAUGAAUUUAAAACCGUUGCCAACCAGAAUUCUACACUAGAAGAGAAGCUGAAGGUGCUGCAAUCCCACAGUGUGACUGAGUCCCACCUUGGAACGCUGCGGGAUGAAGAGUCAGAGGAGCGACUCAAGCAGGCACAGGAGCUCCAGGCCCUGCGAGAGAAGAUGGAGGUUCAGAAGACAGAGUGGAAGAGAAAAAUGAAGGAACUGCAGGCAGAGUGGGCAGCUGAGAGGAGAGAGCUACAGGAAAAGAAUGAGAGGCUACAUGCCUCCCUGUCUCAGGAUCAGAAGAAAGCAGCUGCUCAGUCUCAGCGCCAUAUCAGUGUCCUCCGUGCCCAAUUGCAGGAACAAGCCAGACUCAUCGCUUCCCGGGAGGAGAUGAUUCAGACUUUGUCUCUCAGGAAGGUGGAGGAAGUAAAAGAAAUGCCAAAGGCUGUGGACACAAAGGACAUAGAAGAGACCUCUUCUGAGGAAGAGCCAGAGGACGCCCAUGAUGAGCAGUGGAGGGUGCUGGCAUCUCUGAGGCAAAAUAGUACCUGGCUGAAGCAGUUCCGGCCCUCUCUGGAGGACGUCCUGGAGAAGAAACUGGAACACAUGGGAAUUAAGAGGGACACAAAGGGAAUCACAGCUCAGAUUCUCCAGUCUCUGGAGGCCUUACUGAGAACCCAGCGGCAGCAGACUGCCCGGCGCUUUUCUGAAUUUUUGAGUCUGAGGGAAAAGCUCAACCGGGAAGCCACCAGCAGAGUGAAGAAGAGAUGGGAAGGAGGGAGUGCAGUGUUUCGGCCACGUGGCCAGCCUCCAGUCAAAAGCCAGCAGAGCACACUGGCCACAGGGGAGGCCCUGCCAAGGACCAGGACUCGGAGUGUGGUGCUGCCAUCCAAGCCAACAGGGCCUUCUACAUCAACUCUUCAGAGCCACAGCAGCCAUGUCCCUGGCUUGACCCAGGUGUCUACUCCCAUUCCACGCCCCAGAGUGCAUGGACCCUCCAGCACCCCUGUUUCCCCCGGGCCUGGACUGAGCAGCAGCACUCCUCCUUUCAGUUCUGAAGAGGACCCAGAGGGAGACGUUAGUCUUGAUGCCCUAGCAGAAACACUGGUGCAGUCGAUGGUCAAAAACCUUGAGAAGCAGCUUGAAACUCCAGCAAAGAAGGCUGCUGGAGGAGUCAGUGUGUUCUUAAGGCCCAACAUUGCCCUGCAGAUGUCUUCCGUGCCAGGAAGGAAGCCUCAGCUUUCUGAAGAUGAGAGUGACUUGGAGAUCUCUUCCCUGGAAGAUCUCUCAAAGGACCUGGACCAGAAGGAGAAGCCAAAGCCCUUGUCCCGCUCAAAACUCCCAGAAAAGUUUGAUGCCGCUUCUUGGAGUUCUGGUCGACCCAGGGUUCCUGACUGGUGA
This is a messenger RNA of Nannospalax galili (Upper Galilee mountains blind mole rat), 2177 nucleotides long. It is a transcript of the gene Dzip1l, whose product is annotated as DAZ interacting zinc finger protein 1 like. Gene Ontology annotation, cellular component: ciliary basal body; cytoplasm. The transcript is spliced from 16 exons. The coding region runs from base 231 to 2177 and encodes 648 amino acids. The record is from RefSeq and is a predicted model, not a curated record. Gene Ontology annotation, biological process: cilium assembly. Lineage: Eukaryota; Metazoa; Chordata; Mammalia; Rodentia; Spalacidae.